Messenger RNA from Papaver somniferum (opium poppy), 414 nucleotides. RefSeq lists its product as uncharacterized. NCBI's taxonomy places the organism in Eukaryota, Viridiplantae, Streptophyta, Magnoliopsida, Ranunculales, Papaveraceae. The transcript is spliced from 2 exons. Bases 1 to 414 code for a protein of 137 amino acids. The record is from RefSeq and is a predicted model, not a curated record.
AUGCAUCAACCAACUGAUCUUCAUCUGCAACUUGCUAAAAGAAUUUUAAGGUAUAUUAAAGGCUCUCUAGGAUCUGGUAUUACACUCAAUGGAGAAAAUUGUACUACUAUUACUGCAUAUAGUAAUAGUGACUGGGCUGGCUGUCCAGAUUCAAGAAGAUCCACCACUACUGGCUAUUGUGUCUUUCUUGGAGAUAAUCUUGUUUCUUGGUCUUCCAAGAAACAACCUACUGUCGCUCAUUCCUCCACUGAAGCUGAAUAUAAAACAUUAGCAGUUGCUGCCUCUGAAGUUAGAUGGAUUUCUUAUAUUCCGGAUGAACUAGGUUUUCCUCUUACUACCCCUUGUCUCAUGUACUGUGACAAUACGGGUGGCAAACUGAUGCAUUACAAGACUGCUCAGUUUGGGGGGCUGUAA